UACAGCCUCUGUCAUGCUUCUUCCCUCCUCUUGCAGCUUGCUGGGCUGAGCAUUCCUUGUGUUCUCGCUCGUCUCCGCUGCUUCUGUACGGCUGCCACCUGCUCCCCAUUCGUACGCAUCGUCUUUGGCAGCCCUCCCCAUGCUGGGCUCUGCGGGUGACAUGGCAGAGCUCGCCCAUUGAAUGACAGUAUCGGGGAGCAGCGAGCAGCCUCUAGAUCGGUCCUGAUCAGAUACAUCCCAUUCCAUGGGAGACGGGAGUGAGAAGACGAGCACAUCUCCGGCAUCCGUUCAGCAGGAGAACUAACGGGCAGUCCCAGUACGUCAGCCAUGCCCGCAGGAAGCAGCGAGCCCGAGAGUGCCCUCAGCUACCAGAGAUCUGAUGAAGAGGCUGUUGUAGACCAAGGUGGAACCAGUUCAGUACUAAAUAUACACUAUGAGAAAGAAGAGCUUGAAGGACACAGGACGUUGUAUGUGGGAGUCCGUAUGCCACUGGGGCGGCAGAGUCAUAGACAUCAUCGGACCCAUGGGGGAAAGCACAAGAAACGGGAUCGAGUGAAGGGUGUUAUUCAAGAAGAAGGCCAUGAUGAGUCCCUAGCUCAUGACACCCCAUCCCAGAGAGUGCAGUUCAUCCUUGGAACAGAGGAGGACGAGGAACAUGUGCCACAUGAGCUAUUUACAGAGCUGGAUGAGAUCUGUGUUAAAGAUGGAGAGGAUGCUGAGUGGAAAGAGACGGCAAGGUGGCUGAAGUUUGAAGAAGAUGUAGAAGAUGGAGGUGAGCGCUGGAGUAAACCAUAUGUAGCCACUCUCUCUCUGCACAGCCUGUUUGAACUGAGAAGCUGCAUCAUCAAUGGAACCGUUCAGCUAGAUAUGCGUGCAAACACCAUAGAGGAAAUAGCAGACAUGAUCUUGGACCACCAGGAUUCUGCUGGCGAGUUAGGUGAUAAUAUCCGGGUCAAGGUGAAGGAAGCACUGCUGAAGAAACAUCACCAUCAAAUAGAGAAGAAACGCAAUAAUCUUAUUCCUAUGGUGCGCUCUUUUGCAGAGGUUGGAAAGAAGCAGUCAGAGCCCCAUUUACUAGACAAAAAUAGUCUGUCGGUGUUUCCACAACCUAUGCCCUCUACAUUAGAUGUAAAAAAUGGAGGAGGCCACGACAACAGCAGUGCCGUUGAUCUUAGUAAGGUGGAUCUUCACUUCAUGAAAAAAAUUCCCAUUGGAGCAGAAGCCUCUAAUGUCCUUGUUGGAGAACUGGAUUUUCUAGAACGACCCAUCGUAGCAUUUGUUCGCCUUUCUCCAGCAGUUCUCCUAACUGGAUUGACAGAAGUUCCAAUACCAACUAGGUUCUUAUUUAUCUUGUUGGGACCGGUAGGAAAAGCACAGCAAUACCAUGAGAUUGGCAGAUCCAUGGCUACUAUAAUGACUGAUGAGAUUUUUCAUGAUGUUGCUUACAAAGCAAAAGACAGAGGGGACUUGCUAGCUGGAAUAGAUGAGUUCCUUGAUCAAGUGACAGUACUUCCACCUGGAGAAUGGGACCCAUCAAUCAGAAUUGAGCCUCCAAAAAAUGUUCCUUCUCAGGAAAAACGAAAGAUGCCUGGAGUCCCCAAUGGAAAUGUCUGCCAUGUGGAUCCAGAACCAGAGCCUGAAGAGAGUGGACCAGAACUGCAGCGCACAGGGAGGCUAUUUGGUGGUCUGGUGGUAGAUAUCAAGAGGAAAGCUCCUUGGUACUGGAGUGACUACAGGGAUGCGCUGAGCUUGCAGUGUGUGGCUUCUUUCCUCUUCCUGUACUGUGCUUGCAUGUCUCCGGUCAUCACAUUUGGGGGUUUGCUUGGAGAAGCUACAGAAGGUCGAAUAAGUGCAAUAGAAUCCCUGUUUGGUGCUUCUAUGACAGGAAUUGUAUACUCGCUGUUUGGUGGACAACCGCUGACUAUCCUAGGCAGUACAGGACCAGUGCUGGUGUUUGAGAAGAUUCUCUUCAAGUUUUGCAAGGACCAUGACCUGUCAUAUCUCUCAUUGAGAGCUUGUAUUGGUCUGUGGACAUCUUUUCUCUGCAUCAUUUUGGUUGCCACAGAUGCCAGCUCAUUGGUCUGCUACAUCACCCGUUUCACAGAGGAAGCCUUCGCCUCACUCAUCUGUAUCAUUUUUAUUUAUGAAGCCAUAGAAAAGCUGAUUCACUUGGGAGAAACAUAUCCUGUUCACAUGCACAGCCAGCUGGACAAGCUAACCCUAUAUUACUGUAAAUGUGCUGCUCCGGAGGUACCAUCCAACAAGACCUUGCUGUUCUGGAGUUCAAACAACAUAAGCUUUACUGAAGAUGAUUGGUCCAACCUCACCGUUAGUGAAUGCAGAGGUAUGCAUGGAGAGUUUGUAGGCCCAGCCUGUGGACACCAUGGGCCAUAUACUCCAGAUGUUCUCUUCUGGUCCAGCAUUCUGUUUUUUACUACAUUUGCAUUAUCCGGUACACUGAAGACUUUUAAAACAAGCCGGUACUUUCCAACCAAGGUCCGCUCAAUGGUCAGUGACUUUGCUGUAUUUCUCACUAUUUUGACAAUGGUAAUCAUUGACUAUCUGAUUGGCGUUCCCUCACCAAAGCUUCAAGUCCCAAAUGUAUUUAAGCCAACCAGAGAUGACAGAGGAUGGUUUGUAAACCCUAUUGGGCCAAAUCCCUGGUGGACCGUUUUUCCUACAGUCAUCCCAGCCCUUCUUUGCACCAUUCUCAUAUUUAUGGACCAGCAGAUUACAGCUGUUAUUAUUAACCGAAAGGAGCACAAACUUAAGAAAGGAUGUGGUUACCAUCUAGACCUACUCAUGGUGGGGAUGAUGCUGGGAAUCUGCUCAAUCAUGGGAUUGCCAUGGUUUGUUGCUGCUACUGUGCUGUCUAUCACCCAUGUAAAUAGUCUUAAACUGGAGUCGGAGUGUUCAGCACCAGGAGAGCAGCCCAAGUUCCUCGGGAUCAGGGAGCAGAGAGUGACGGGGCUGAUGAUCUUUGUGCUUAUGGGCUGCUCUGUCUUUAUGACUACAGUGCUAAAGUUUAUUCCAAUGCCAGUAUUGUAUGGAGUGUUCCUCUAUAUGGGAGUAUCUUCACUGAGAGGAAUUCAGUUCUUUGACCGGAUUCUUCUCUUCGCUAUGCCAGCUAAACACCAGCCAGAUUUUAUCUACCUGCGACAUGUGCCUCUCAGAAAAGUCCAUCUUUUCACCCUCAUACAGCUGACCUGUCUGGUUUUACUUUGGGUUAUUAAGGCAUCUCCAGCUGCUAUUGUUUUCCCAAUGAUGGUCCUUGCACUCGUGUUUGUCCGAAAAGUAAUGGAUUUCUGCUUCAGCAGCCGGGAGCUAAGCUGGCUUGAUGACUUGAUGCCAGAAAGCAAAAAGAAGAAAUUGGAAGAUGCCAAAAACAAGGCUAAAGAACUGGAGGAGGCAGAGAAGAUGCUGCAGGCAGGUGAAGACAAAGGGGUGCAGCUUCCUUUAGAGACCAGGAAAUUACUGGGCAGCCCUGGGAGAAACAAUAAUUCCAGAUGUGAUCCAUCUGAAAUAAAUAUCUCUGAUGAAAUGCCUAAAACUACUGUGUGGAAAGCUCUCAGUAUGAACACUGAAAGUUCAAAAGCAAAGGAUAGAAGCAUUUUUUAAUAGGUGUCUUGGCGCGUGAAGGACUGUGCUUGAUGGAAGAUGACUCAGGGAAGGGCCAAGACCCAAAAUGUGGCAUACAGUUUUUAUGGGAUGUCCCCACGUUUUCUCCACAUGAAGGAUACAUGUUAAAGCCAUCAAAAAUGUUAUCUUGUAUAAAUAUAUAUAUUUUUUUUAAUUUUCAGUGUGUGCUUUAACAAGCUGUUAUUAUUUGUGUGCCAUCAGUGCACUUGUAACGAGGAAGUGUCCAACACAGCAAUGCUGAACUGCAGCUUCAAACAGGUUCAUUGAAGUAAUUCCAAGGAGGAUCUAUGGAGUUUUACCUCAUCGGGAUAUAUUCCGCAUUGAAGCAGAUGUGUCUAGUUGAUCAGUUCUAGUAUUCACUAGCUACAACUGGAUGAAGAAUAGUGUCAGUAGACCUG
Messenger RNA from Nanorana parkeri, 4037 nucleotides. Its product is annotated as electroneutral sodium bicarbonate exchanger 1. Gene Ontology annotation, molecular function: sodium:bicarbonate symporter activity; solute:inorganic anion antiporter activity; monoatomic anion transmembrane transporter activity. Lineage: Eukaryota; Metazoa; Chordata; Amphibia; Anura; Dicroglossidae. The transcript is spliced from 25 exons. Gene Ontology annotation, biological process: transmembrane transport; regulation of intracellular pH; monoatomic anion transport. Bases 328 to 3618 code for a protein of 1096 amino acids. The record is from RefSeq and is a predicted model, not a curated record. Gene Ontology annotation, cellular component: plasma membrane.